AUGUGCUUCUCUGCGGCGUUUCGCACAGCGGAGCCGAGCACAAUGCCAAUCUCAGCGGUGGUAAAGACUGAGCAAAGACCCCAGCUGUCUCCAGGCACGGGGUCCGCCUCCAACGCAAGGAUUUACCCCGGGAUCCACACUGACACAGUGUGGAUCCUACAGAACCUACCCAGAGACAGCCCGGUCCCACUCCUCUCGUCUCUCCCCUUUCUCCAAACCAUCUGGCACAUUAUCGCCGCAGAUUUAUUCCACAGAGAAGAAGAGUAG
This is a messenger RNA of Knipowitschia caucasica, 267 nucleotides long. The record is from the annotation of a GenBank genome assembly. NCBI's taxonomy places the organism in Eukaryota, Metazoa, Chordata, Actinopteri, Gobiiformes, Gobiidae.